UACAACUUUUCCGCAGCUCAAUAAGUUCUCAAUAAGUUGUCGAGGAUCACUCACACGAUUCGAUAGUCUCGCAGAUUUUUGAACACGGAAGUAUGCAGAACGCAACGUCGCAUAUCGAUCGCGAGUGAUUCAAGGGAUUAGGUUGUGACGUGUGGGGUUUUAUCGAUAAAUCGUCAAUCUCGCACUGUAGAACAAAUUCGUUGGGCUAUAAAUUUCCUGUAAAUUUACAAGACAUUUAGCGCAACCAUGAACGGCCCAAGAACCGCAAUCCAAUCCUUUUACAAAGACAAGGUCAUUUUUGUCACCGGCGCUUCCGGUUUCAUGGGGAAAGUACUCUUGGAGAAGCUACUGUACAGCUGUUCCGAUCUCGAUAAAAUCUAUAUCCUCAUACGAGUCAAGAAAGAACGCAGUAUUGAACUUCGGGUCGACGACAUGUUUAAGCUGCCCAUGUUUCGCAGAAUAUGUCAGGAGAAAAGUCACAUGUUAAAGAAGGUAAAGCCGCUGGAGGGCGACAUAAGUUUACACAAUCUGGGGCUUACCGAUAAUCAGCGGGGAACGUUAAUAAACGAGGUGCACAUAGUAUUCCACUUUGCCGCGAUUCUUCAAAUGCAGGCAAAAUUGAAGGACUCCGUCGAAUUAAACAUGAUCGGCACAAGGAGGGUAUUGGACUUGACUAAGCAGAUGAAACAUUUGCAAGUGUUCUUGCACCUAAGCACUGCUUUCUGUCACGUCGAUCAGAUGGAACUUACCGAAGAUGUCUACGACGCCCCUCAUGAUCCAGACGACAUUAUUAGACUCGUUCAGUGGAUGAAUGAGAGGACCAUUGAUUUGAUUACACCUCAAUUAUUGGGUUUGCAUCCGAAUACUUACACCUACACGAAAUGUUUGGCCGAAACGCAGGUGGCCAGAGAAUAUCCCAACCUCCCUUGCGUCAUCGCCAGGCCGUCGAUCGUAACUCCUGCCGUCAAGCAGCCGUUGUCGGGAUGGGUCGACAAUCUGAACGGUGUAACGGGGAUAUUGGUUGCUGGGGGCAAGGGUCUCCUCAGAACGAUGCUUUGCAACACUCAGAACCGCGCUGAAAUCAUACCAGUCGACUUUGCGAUUAAUUCCAUAAUUGGAAUUAGCCACAAAGUGGCUACCCAAGAGAAACCGAAAAGUAUACCAGUUUACAAUAUAACGCAGAGCGGCAUAUUACCGAUAACGUGGGGCGAGUUAUUGGGAUUAGGCAGAAACCUUAUUUAUCAGUAUCCCUUCGAAGGACAGCUUUGGUACCCGGGCGGCGAUCCGCGUACUAACAAAAUUGUGCAUUACCUGUUGGUCUUCUUUUUCCACAUCAUCCCUGCGUAUUUGUUCGACUUUCUGAUGUUGAUAUUUCGGCAAAAAAGAUUUAUGAUCAGAACCCAAAAGCGAAUUUCAAACGGCAUAACGUUACUGCAAUAUUUCACUAUGAGGGAUUGGGCAUUUGACAAUACCAAACUAUUGAUUAUGCGCGACGAAAUGUCGCCAGAGGACAAGAAGACUUUUCAAAUGGAUUUGGAACUAUUGGACAUAAAUGAAUAUGUAAAGAUUUUUAUUCUUGGGACACGACAGUACUGCAUGAAAGAGAAUUUGUCUAGUUUGCCGAAAGCUCGUCGACAUCAGGCAAGAAUGUACAUUGUACAUCUCUCCAUGAAAUUUCUCUUCUACUUUGGCAUACUGCACCUCAUUUACAAUAAUUUGGAGAUAGUAAGAUACGGCCUGGACUUCGCUACCCAACAGAUGUAGUCAUUGCUGAUCGCAGGCAUCGUCGUGAAAAACGUUCAACUUUGAUACUCACUGGCACGUUCAAUUUCCGCCAGUACAGAGACCGGUAUAAGCUAGCUUUAACACCUGAAGUUACAUUCUAGAGCUGAAGUUACUUUCUAGAGCUAAUAAGUAUAUUUUUUACCCAAAAACUGCCAAGAGAAGCUUACCAAAACAAGCGCUCGCGUCUCACAAAAAAGCUAGUCCUGCCCAGUUCGCAAUUAGAUGCAUUAAAAUUUACCAAUUGAUACGGAUAUUACAAAUUAAUUACAAAUAAAUAUAUAUAAAUAAUAAAUAACGUAUUAUAAGCAAUAUAAUAUAUUAUAUAUAAGCUGACGUCAAAAGCUAGCAAUUUGAGAUACUAAAUAUUUUGGUUUAUUUGUGGAAGUCCAGACUUAAAAACACUUGACGUGCUCAAAAUAUACACAAACGUGUUAAAACACGUAUUUUAAUCAAUUGUACACUUUAUAUCUGGUGUGUUAAAAUAUUUUACAGAUUUAGAAUGAAGAUUGAUAUUUUUCUAAAAGCUUAUACAUAGGUCGAAUCCGUAUUGUAUACUAAGUUUUUCAGGUCUCGAUUUUUGAAAUUACAACAUUGAAGAAGUUUUUAAACAAUGUUAUAUUUUAAGAUUUAACAAUAUUAUAUUUUUAGAUUUAUAUUCCAUAAAUGUGUGUGUGUAAAAUGUUUUACAUAUAUAUACAUAUAACGAUAUUUCCUUUUGUGUAGUUCUAUUCGUAUAGAAAAACGCGUGAAUUAUUUUCACUUGGCCUAAUUACAUGAUACCGCUCUUUUUGUAGAAAUUAGAAAUUUAAAAAAUAACAUUGUUAACAUUUUUAGAUGUGUUUUUUUAUAAAUAAAAUAUUUUUAUAGAAGCAUUAGCUUCUAUACGGUUCUAUUUGUGCGAACUUGUGCGUUAACUAGACAUCUUUUUUUACCUUUUUCUAUAUAAAAGGUAGGUCUGUAACACAUAUCUUUAUCACAUAAGACAUCAUAAGACAUUUUUUAUAAAUAAA
Messenger RNA from Odontomachus brunneus, 2795 nucleotides. RefSeq names its product putative fatty acyl-CoA reductase CG5065. The record is from RefSeq and is a predicted model, not a curated record. The coding region runs from base 247 to 1764 and encodes 505 amino acids. Gene Ontology annotation, cellular component: peroxisome. The transcript is spliced from 9 exons. Gene Ontology annotation, molecular function: alcohol-forming very long-chain fatty acyl-CoA reductase (NADP+) activity. Gene Ontology annotation, biological process: long-chain fatty-acyl-CoA metabolic process. NCBI's taxonomy places the organism in Eukaryota, Metazoa, Arthropoda, Insecta, Hymenoptera, Formicidae.